Molecule: messenger RNA, 3238 nt
Organism: Hyalella azteca
Lineage: Eukaryota; Metazoa; Arthropoda; Malacostraca; Amphipoda; Hyalellidae
Product: spliceosome-associated protein CWC27 homolog
Exons: 10
Coding region: 394-2052 (552 amino acids)
Biological process (GO): protein peptidyl-prolyl isomerization; protein folding
Cellular component (GO): catalytic step 2 spliceosome
Molecular function (GO): peptidyl-prolyl cis-trans isomerase activity
Source: RefSeq, a predicted model, not a curated record
CAAAAACCAGAUAUCUCAUCAAGAAAUAAGGAUUAAUACACAUUUUUAAUUUCAAUUGUCGGAACUGGCAAAAGGCCUUGUGUUUUAAUGUAACUACCGUUUUUUAUGCUUACAAUACUGCUUUUUACCAAAAUCAUGAAAAUGUAUAUUCAAACUAGCAGUAGCAGCCAAGUUUCUUAAGUCUUAACUAUGUGCAGUCCUAGUGAGUAAGAGUAGGCAAUAAUACCUAUUUGGCUAUUAGUACUGUACUCACUACUCAGUGUACUGACUGCUGUGCAUUACCAAUUUUCCUUAUAACCUUGGGCUUGAAUUUGAAUGCACAGUUCAUUUCAAAGUUUCGAACUUCCAACAUCAAUACUCAAUAGUUGAUAGUUCUCAGAGAACUUAGAAGUCAUGAGUAACAUUUAUAUUCAAGAGCCUCCUACAGAAGGAAAGGUCCUUCUGACUACUAGUGCUGGAGAGAUUGAAAUUGAACUGUGGUCCAAGGAGGCACCUUUAGCUUGUCGUAACUUUGUCCAGCUCUGCCUUGAAGGCUAUUACAACAAGACAGUUUUUCACCGUGUUAUUCCUGGCUUCAUUGUGCAAGGAGGAGAUCCUCUAGGUACUGGUGAAGGUGGAGCAAGUAUAUAUGGAAAGCCAUUCAAGGAUGAAUUCCACUCACGUCUCCGGUUUGUCAGGCGUGGUCUUGUGGCUAUGGCCAAUGCUGGAGCAAAUGAUAAUUCUUCCCAAUUCUUCUUCACUCUGGGGCCCUGCAAGGAACUCAAUAACAAGCACACAAUUUUUGGUAAGGUUGCUGGAGACACUUUGUACAAUUUACCACGUUUCGAAGAAGGAGAUAUUGGCAAGAAUGACCGACCAGUCUACCCUCACUCGAUUAUCAAGACUGAGGUGCUGUUAAAUCCCUUUCCUGACAUAGUUCCUAGGGAAACCAUAGCUAAUGAAAUCCCCAAAGAGGAAAGAAAGAAGAAGAAAAAAGGUGUCAAGAACUUUUCUUUGUUGUCAUUUGGAGGAGAAGCUGAAGAAGAUGAGGCUGAGGUUAUAUCAGCCACUAAAGCAAUAGGCGGGUCAGGAGGUUCGGAACCUUCGCUAGUUGAGGCACCUGGGAACUCCAAGGAGACCACCAACACCACACAGAAGAUUCUAGAUCGGUUACGACAGCUCUCUGAAGACUAUUCUAAGAGUAAAGAACUUGCAUUGAUGAACAAAACUGUCGCUAGUUCUGAUGACUGUGAUGAUGGAGAAGGUGCUAAAGAAAACCACCAUGGAAGUCAGAUGGAUACAACAGCUAGCAUUGAUCAGAAAAAUAAUGGAGAGUCUGACAGCCUAAAGGAAAAGAGAAAAGGGAAUAUCUCACACGAUGAAGAAUAUAAACGGAAAACGAAUCGUGAGAAGAAUAAUAAGGACCCUGAAUCUGAAAAAAGAAUUGAUAAACCCCUUAAGUCAAAACAUACAAAUGACAGUGAUAGGAUACGCGAAAAUGACCAGUCAGCAUCAAGUAAGGAAUUGAAGGAAGCAAAUGAAUUGGUUGAUGUUAGUGGCAUAAAACCUGACCUUUCAAAAGCUUCUGCAAAGAAUGAAGCUUCUCUACAAGAAAUGGAUGAAGAGAAGGCCAAAAAUGUAUCGGCCGUGCGAGCCGAGAUCAAGCAACUGAAGCGCGAGUUAAAGGGAAGAGACGGCAAGACAAGUGCGGUGCAGGAGUACCUGCAGCAAAAACAGAUGUUUAUGGACCAGAAGAAGAACUUUUCGAAGAAAAGAAGUGAAAGGGAAAACAUUACUAUGCUUUUAGUUGAAAAAUUCUCAAAGAAAGUCAAGACUGCCCAAGUCGCAGACGACGAUGACAGCAAAGCAGAAGAAAAGUUCAAAGGAGACGAUGAUGACGAGAAUGAAGACGGUGAUGGCUGGAUUCGCCACAAGAUGGUGUUCGAGGACAACGCCCCGGUGCUUGCUAAGGACGCCAGCACCAAAGACGACUCGUGGUACGCGCUCGACGACCCACGCCACCCCGUGAACAAGCGACGCCGGGGGGAGACUGUCGUCCCCUCACACCGAUGAGGGUUUCAUGAUGCCAUUAUCUUCUUGUAUCUUGGAUGCCGAUUAUUGACAUCUACUUAGCUCUAAGAGUUCGCUAGUAAUUAUCAGUGCUUCAAUUGUUUUGCCAUCCAGUUUUUAAUGGAAUCUACGCAGCUCUAAGUUUGCGUAUAAUUGCUAGUGCUCCAAUCGUAGGACAAUUUAAUGUUUCCCACUAGAAUAGAGUUUAUAGUUCCAUGAACCUCUAUUAUUCUGCCUGCAAUUAGCAGCUCACCUAUUCUUAACAAAAAAUUACAUCCACUGACAGACAUUUCAAUCAUAUCACUUAUUGGGAUUGUGAGCCAGUAGCCUCCUGGCGUUUGUUUGAUCUCAUGUUUUGUUAUGUUGCCCCUAUAUAUUUGUUGAACACUAGCAGGCCUUUUUAUUUAAUUAUGAGGUUAGCUGUUCUGUUAAUUAUGGAGGACAGUACCUCUAGGAAAGUCUUUUCCAGAUAAAUUGAGAUAAUACACCGUAUGUUCCAUGAACGUUAAACUAUCCAUUAGGCUUUCAUCCAUACAAUUCUGCGUUAUGUGUAGAGAGAUUAAAUUUAUCGUUUUUGUAGCAGAAGCUGAUGCUCUUAUGCAUAGAAUGUUCAUAAGACUACUGUACCCUGCCUGCCUCAUGUGCUUGGCGGUGAUCAAGGUCCUCAUGAUCUUAAUUAAUCUCAUGCAUUCUUUAUGUCAGUCAUAAACAGUAAAUUUUAUGUUUUAAAUAUGAUUUAUGCUUUUUUAUGGAUGCUACAUUGACCGUUUCUAACGUAUUCGUUUGAAAACUAUUCAGUGUUAACUAGAGCCAAAAAUAUGGCUGGGAAUGUUUUUGAAACAUAAAACGACUAGUAAAUUGACAAAAUCAUAAAUACAUCUUGUUUAAUUAGUAAAUUCUAAUCAUGGACAGUAUUUUAAUACCAACAACAAUAAUGACAUAUUUUGUAAAUCCGCAACACAAAUUAUUGAGAAUAUGGUUUUAAAAAUGCAAGCCCCACUCCUUGAUCCAGCCCAGCGAAGAUUCUGAGGUGACGGAUGGCUUAUACUCGCACCCUAUGUGCCCUCUGUAUCCUGCAACGAAAUAUAAACGUCAUGUAACUUAUAUUCUUGAACUUGUCUAUUCCUAACUUAACAUGUGUAUUCUAACAAUAGCGUUUAGUAAAAUUUUGGAACAAGGUUUGUUACAA